AUAGCAAUCAACUUAACUCAUUCAGUGCUAGACGAGGCUAGACGAGCAAAAAGACAUGGGCCCUUGAUGCGAAUAAUGCAGAGGUAAGCGGGAACGAACCCCGCGGCGGGGACCACGGCAGCUGCGUGGAGCGACAUCGGCGGGGCUGCGGGACGGCGGCAUCAGCAUCUGGUUUGGGGCUGACUCAACGUGAAAAGCUUCAUAUUGCGGUCAGGUCUCUUUGUUCCUCUUUAACUCUUGCUUUUCUGAGACUCACCGUCGCUGUCGAGAUUCAAUUGACUGCUAUUCCGCCUGUUCUUCGUCCCAUACUUGCGCCUUUACCCCUCCGCAACCCCCCCGCAACCCCCCCGCAACCAUGGCUUCUUUCCCUCCUCCCCCCGUCAACACCAUCGACUGGUCCAACGUGGGCUUCAAGAUCCGCGAGGUCAACGGCCAUAUCGAGUCCACGUACACCAAGUCCACCGGGAAAUGGACGCCCCUCCGCUUCGUCGCCGACCCCUUCAUGCGCAUCCACGGCAUGGCGCCGGCGCUCAACUACGGCCAGCAGGCGUACGAGGGCCUCAAGGCGUUCCGAUCGCCUGGCGACGCGAGCAUCACCAUCUUCCGGCCCGACCGCAACGCCGUGCGCAUGCAGCACUCGGCCGAGGUCGUGUCGAUGCCGCAUGUGCCCGUCGACAUGUUCCUCGAAGCCUGCCGCGCCGCCGUGGCCCUCAACGCCGAGUUCGUCCCGCCGCACGAGACGGGCGCCGCGCUGUACAUCCGCCCGCAGAUCUACGGCUCCAGCGCCCAGCUGGGCCUGUCGCCGCCCGAGGAGUACACCUUCUGCGUCUUCGUCAUCCCCACGGGCGUCUACCACGGCUCGCACCCGGUCAAGGCCCUGAUCCUCGAGGAGUUUGACCGCGCCGCCCCCAACGGCACCGGCAACGCAAAGGUCGGCGGCAACUACGCCCCCGUGUUGCGCUGGAGUGACAAGGCCCGCGAGGAGGGCUUCGGCAUCACCCUGCACCUGGACAGCGCGCGCCACGAGGAGGUCGACGAGUUCAGCACCAGCGGCUUCAUCGGCGCCCUCAAGAGCGGCGACGACGUCACCCUCGUCGUGCCCGACUCCAAGUGCGUCAUCGACAGCGUCACCAGCUCCAGCAUCCAGGACCUGGCCCGCAGCUUCGGCUGGAAGGUCGAGAAGCGCCCCAUCAAGUACCGCGAGCUCAAGGACUUCCACGAGGUCAUGGCCGCCGGCACCGCCGCCGCCCUGGUGCCCAUCCGCUCCAUCACCCGCCGACACGAGGAGGUGGAGGAUGUGGUCAACUACAUUCCCGCGAGCCAGGAGGAGGCCGGUCCCAUCUGCACCAAGCUGCUCACCACCCUGCAGAGCAUCCAGCUGGGCAAGCUCGACGACCCCUUCAACUGGCGCUUCACCGUCAGCGAGGCCGACAAGAACGUCGCCGGUGUGUCUAGCGGAUCAAAUGGCGAUGCUCAGACGGUGGACCAGAUGGAUUAAAUAAACCAAGUACCCAAAAAUAAUUGAAAAGGCGAAUUGCUUCCAUUUAUACGAUGGGAUUGGAAUGGCACUUAAAAUAUGUACAUCUGGGCUCGCAGUUGAUAAAGAAAUCCAAGUCAGAUACUCGCGUCAUGUGAACUUGCAUUGCAGUUGCGUCUUAACACGACGACAGAUUUGACUAUAGUUACUACUUUGCCUAGAUCUAUACCCUCCACAAAUCCCUUCAAGUGAACUGAAUAUCAUUUGCUAUUGUGAUCACAAAUCAUACUUCUCGAUCGCCGCAUCAAAGGCAUCGAUGAUGCCCUGGACAAGGGUCUCGGCAAAGGCUUGCAACGAUUCAGGCACCUUGUCAAUAACAGCCGAGGAAAAGUCCUGUGUGGCUUU
This is a messenger RNA of Ilyonectria robusta, 1882 nucleotides long. Its product is annotated as aminotransferase. Bases 356 to 1498 code for a protein of 380 amino acids. NCBI's taxonomy places the organism in Eukaryota, Fungi, Ascomycota, Sordariomycetes, Hypocreales, Nectriaceae. The record is from RefSeq and is a predicted model, not a curated record. The transcript is spliced from 2 exons. Gene Ontology annotation, molecular function: branched-chain-amino-acid:2-oxoglutarate transaminase activity. Gene Ontology annotation, biological process: branched-chain amino acid metabolic process.